Molecule: messenger RNA, 2529 nt
Organism: Rana temporaria (common frog)
Lineage: Eukaryota; Metazoa; Chordata; Amphibia; Anura; Ranidae
Gene: ERI1
Product: exoribonuclease 1
Exons: 7
Coding region: 309-1358 (349 amino acids)
Biological process (GO): exonucleolytic trimming to generate mature 3'-end of 5.8S rRNA from tricistronic rRNA transcript (SSU-rRNA, 5.8S rRNA, LSU-rRNA)
Cellular component (GO): nucleolus; cytoplasm
Molecular function (GO): nucleic acid binding; 3'-5'-RNA exonuclease activity
Source: RefSeq, a predicted model, not a curated record
UGUUGCCUCCAGCCUAUCAACAUGGUUUCCGGUGCCCUGUAGGCCGGAAGUGAUGUUGGUCCGCUGCCAGAAGCGGGCUAAACAAGAGCAGAGGGCUGUGGGCGAGAAUUACAGUUAGAAGCGUUAUUUGUCUGGUAUAUUCCAGAGGCUCCUAUUAUCACCGGCUCCCUGGGCCGUCUCGGGUGUAAUGUGCAUGCUAUAACCGGCGGCACCCAUUGGCCUGUGUUCCCUGGAGUAGUGUGGAGCUGCAGGUGAUGUCAGAAGGCUUGUAGAGGAGAGGCACCAAUCAGGUGGUGUAUAGCUGUGGCAUGGAGGAUCAGAAGGAGAACAGACCGAUAGAACCUGGACAGGUGGACGAGGCUGAUCUGGCCUGGACAUUGUGGAAGAAUGUGGAUCUCGGAGGAGGGGUCAAACAGAAUAGUAGACUUGAUGUGCAAGAGGACAGUGCAAAUCAUUCAGCAAAAUCUUGUGGGAGUGACUUCAGUGACCCAGUCUACAAAGAAAUUGCAAUUGCAAAUGGUCGCGUGAACAGAAUGAGUAAAGAUGAACUAAAGACGAAGCUUACAGAGUUGAAACUAGAAACGAGGGGAGUGAAGGAUGUUCUCAGGAAACGUCUAAAGAAUUACUAUAAGAAGCAGAAACUUACUCAUAUUUUGUCAAAGGACUCCUGUGAGACUGAUGCAUAUUAUGACUAUAUCUGCAUCAUUGAUUUUGAAGCCACCUGUGAAGAUGGUAAUGCAGCAGAUUACGUCCAUGAGAUUAUAGAGUUCCCCAUUGUCUUGCUGAACACAAGGACUUUAGAAAUUGAAGACACUUUUCAGCGGUAUGUGAAGCCAGAAAUCAAGCCUCAGCUUUCAGAGUUCUGCAUUAAUCUUACUGGAAUUACUCAGGACAUUAUAGACCAAGCAGAUACAUUUCCUGUAGUUCUUCAAAGUGUUGUUGAUUGGAUGAGACAAAAAGAGCUGGGCACAAAAUAUAAAUAUGCUAUACUGACUGAUGGGUCGUGGGAUAUGAGCAAGUUCCUAAAUAUGCAGUGCCGCGUUAGUCGGAUUAAAUACCCUCGCUUUGCAAAGAAGUGGAUCAACAUUCGCAAGUGUUAUGGCAAUUUUUAUAAGGUUCCAAGAAACCAGACAAAGUUAACAGUGAUGCUGGAGAAGCUGGGUAUGAAUUACAUUGGGCGUCUUCACAGUGGCCUGGAUGAUUCAAAGAACAUUACCAGAAUAGCUAUCCAUAUGCUUCAAGAUGGCUGUGAACUUCGAGUGAAUGAGAGAAUGCACACAGGACAGCUAAUGACUGUGUCCAGUUCCCUGCCAUUUGAAGGGGCUGCAAUUCCACAGAAUCCACAGUUAAAAAAUUAGCCUUUUUUGUUUAUUUUCUGUCAGUUUUAGGAGCACUUUAAAAUGUUUUUAAAAACUAUUUGCUUUCCUUGUAUAGACUUGCAAACCUUAAAUGCCAUGGUGGCUUUUUAAUAUUCUGGUAAUCAUGGACAAGUGUUACUGGUUUUGGCAAUAAAAAUGUAAAUGUAUAUUUCAGUUCAUAAACUUUAGUAAAGAUUGGCCUUUAGUAAAAAUUCUAAACAUGCAUGUAAUAAUAUCAUCACAAAAUAUAUUUUGCAGACGUCUGCGUAAAUAAAAUAAAAAAAUCCUCCUUCUUUGAAGUGGAGUUGCCCCACAAGGCAAGGGUUAAAGUGUCACUAAACCCACAUCAUAAAUAUAUAUAUAUCUAUCCAUAAAUGGUGUAUUACUUGGUCACUAUGAAAUUUGUAUUUGUCAACGCAAUCUGGUUGAUCCUGCUGCUGUUUUAUCUUCGCCUUUUGUCCAUGUCCCCGGUUCAGCUAGGGAUGUUGCAGAGCAGUGUUGGCAACUCUGCACAUGCUCAGUUUUCUGUGAGUUUCUAUGCCAAGCACUUCCUCCCUAUGCCUAUCAGAUCUGAGCAGCCCAUUGACUAUAGAGUCACACAAAUGGGUGUAUAAACAGUGGUCAAUGACAGCCCACUCCCUCCUCCAAUACCCACUAACCAGUUUAACACAAUCUUGGUAGGGUAAUUAUAUGUAGAAGUAGGGAGGCUUCACAUCCCUCCUAUUCUAAGACGAGGGGUGUGACUAGCAGAAAUUCACCCACACCAUGUUGCCAAAAAUAUUUCAUUUCAAAUAUAUAUAAUAUUUGUAUGACAAAACAGUUUGAUAUUUAUUUAGCUUUAUGCUGGGUGUGUUUUUUUUUUUUUUUUUUUUUAACCAUGCGACAAGCAGCAGAGGACUAGAAGCUCCUUCUGUUUAUGGUUCCCUGCAGCCAGGCUUGGAAAGACCUGGGUUGUGUUGACCGCUGUAUAUCGAUUAGGAAAAAAGUACUUUUUUUUUUAAUUAAAAUUACAGUGCCAUCAUCCACCUCCAGAAAUAGCAGGAGUAAUGUAAAUUAAACAGUGUGUGUUUAGUAACACUAAAUUAUUUCCUUUUGUCCACAAAUAAUUGGCACACAUCUACUACCUAAUGUCUUUGUACUCUGUAUUUUAUUAAAUUAUUUCUUACUGUUU